AUGAGUACGCGCGUAUUUGUGCGGCUUUACGACGGCACGACACAGCAUGAGACGGAUGAUGAGGUGCUUGAGCUACCACCACCGCCGCUUAAGUGGAAGGAUGCUAUAACUACAAUGGUGGCGGCACUAGGUAAGCAGAACGAUUACGAAGACGGCGUGACGACGCCCAAGGCGCGACUUUUUUUGCUGCCCACGGAGAUUAUGGGCAUUGCAGCUGAGCUGAACGCUCGCUCGCUGCGCUUUGGCGUCCGUGAGAAUGAUCACUUUGUCAUUUGUUUGCGCGGUGAAGACUAUCAACAACCUAGCGAGCGACAAAUUGAUUUAUCAUCUGUGAUCACUCCCAUUGCCUCCAGCGAAUCAGGAAGACCCACGUCUCUCACUUCACCAAAUUCUUGUGUCGUCACUUCACAAGUCAACAUCGCUUCACAAGUCAAUGGUCUUAAUUUGGGUGCAAAUUCGUCCACUGGAGCCGUGGAAGGACCACCGAUAGGUGUUUUAGGAAGUAAUGCUCGAUCUGGAAGCCUAACAUCUGGUGCCAAGAAGGGAAACAAGCGCUACCGCAGUAUCUCGGGCAAGAUGGCUGCAAUAAAGUCUUUGAGCGACAAAGGGCUCAUCUCAAACGAUGAUCGGGGUCAUCUGAAGGAUCUGUUGCUAAAUAAUGACUCACCUCAGCUGCAAGAAGCAUUGGAAAAGUAUAACAACACAGGCGAUUUUGAGGCCGUAAAAAAUCUCUUGGCCAAAGAAUCUCAUACCCCGUCUACAAAGCGCAACACUGGUGAUUGGCUGUCGGAGAGCUUUGUUAACGAAAUUGCGCUUAACCUCAACGCGACGUCACCCGUUGAAAAAUCUGAGCCGAUAUCUUUGCCGAACGACUCCAACGUAGGUCAUUUCAACACCGCUACCGCUCCUCUGUCUCAGUCAGCGAUGGGAUAUGGCUACCAAUCGAGCCAAACUCCGCCGAUGAAUACGUCGAAUAAUUCGCAAAGCACUUCUAUGACGAUGAAUUAUUACGUGAAUUCGGCUAAUUUAGCAGCUCCUACUGGCAAUAGUUUGUCAUUCAGCAGGGGUCAUGUAUCUGGAAUGAAUGUGUCGAAUGGAUAUCAAUCCUUUCCAGUCAUGGCACCAUACCAGCAGCCACAUGCCUCACCAACGAACAUGUAUGCCGGCUUGCCACCCCAGAUUAAUUUGCCUCUUCGAGAUCGCGCGACAUAUAUGAAGCGUGGAUAUGAUUCGUCACCUGUUCACAACACAAUAGGCACGAGUCCACCUGCAGUUCCCCUUACAACCUCGGCACACUUGGCAAUGAACGGCUUCGGUAUGCAACAAAAUUACACCAUGAACCCAUUGUCGUACCCAGCAAACGUCAUCUACGCGAGAAACCAGUCACAGUAUCCCUUGAACACGUACACGUCCGGCCCGUUAAACAACAGCAUUUACAAUUCGUACCAGCCACAGCCUCAGUAUGCUACAAAUCGGUACGGAUACGGCAGCAUGCAGCCGGACAUGGGCUAUAAUCCUUACGCUGCAAGGUACGGCUUCGGCUCAGCCCAGCUUCGAGCUGGCCCUGGAGGUAAGUGGACUACUGCUCCACCGAUGCCAUCGUACCCUCCGCCGUGUUCAAAAGAGGAAAAGAAGGAGAAGAUUGCUAAGUGGCUAAAGAAACGUGAAAAUCGUAAUUGGUCCAACAAACCUUCAUAUCCGGUGCGGCAUAGUAUUGCAAAGAAUCGCAAACGAGGAGAAGAUGGUCGAUUCAUAACGAAAGCGCGACUGGCCGAAAUGGCCGCAGAGGAGGCAGCAGCAGCAGCUGAACUUCGUGACGAGCCGCAGAAAGCGUCCAACCCGUCGUCGUCUUCCGAAGAUUCUUCGGUGUUUUUGAUGGCUCAGACCUCAAUACCGAAAGCCACGUCCGUGCCAUAA
Messenger RNA from Plasmopara halstedii, 1917 nucleotides. RefSeq names its product CCT domain. Gene Ontology annotation, molecular function: protein binding. The transcript has 2 exons. Bases 1 to 1917 code for a protein of 638 amino acids. The record is from RefSeq and is a predicted model, not a curated record. NCBI's taxonomy places the organism in Eukaryota, Oomycota, Peronosporomycetes, Peronosporales, Peronosporaceae.